UUUUCGCCCCCUACGACUACAUCCGCACCUCAACCAUCGCCCUUAUUGAGCAUGAUAAUGUACGCACCACACUUACGCCCUUCGUCCCCAAUGCCCGUGUCCUUGAACUUGCCUGCGGCUCAGGAUUCUACACCUACGAUCUACUCCAAUGGGGCGCUAGUUCUGUCGUCGGCCUUGACAUCUCAGCCGUGAUGAUGGAUAAAGCACGAAGCGUGGGUGAGGAGACGGGUGUAGGGGAAAGGGUUGCAUUUAUCCAGGCUGAUUGUGCGGUUCCGAAGGUCUACGGGGAGGGGGAGUUUGAUAUCGUUUUUGGAGCUUGGUUGCUUAACUAUGCUUCUGAUCGCGAGGGGUUGGUUCAGAUGUUUCGGAAUGUUGCGGUGAAUCUGAAGGAGGGGGGGAAGUUUGUGUCAAUUACUGUUCCGCCUUCCGAAAAUCCGAUUGAUUCGCUCAACGCUGAGGCGACUGCUCGACCUGAGCCUGAGGGAUCGGGGUAUUUGAUGUAUAGGCAUAUCAGGGAUGUCGAAGAUGGGAUUUUCUUCGGGGUGCAUGGUAAGACGCCUGUUGGGAAGCUGUACUCUGAAUGCUACCAUCUGAGGAAAGAGGUGUAUGAGGAGGCAGCGAGGGAGGCUGGGUUGAAGGGCACGUUGGAGUGGGGGGUGACGGAUGUUCCAGAGAGUUUCUUGAGGGAGGACGCACCGGGAGGUGCAACUUUGCGGGAGUUGGAGACUUACAGGAGUAUUCCAGCUUAUGGGGUACUAGUUAUUACCAAGUAAGAUCUUUAAAACCCGCGGCGUGGCUGUAGAGACAUAAAACUCGUAAUCUCUAGUUCCUCCUACAAUGAUCUGAGUCUGCCCUUGCCGAAC
Messenger RNA from Pseudogymnoascus verrucosus, 863 nucleotides. RefSeq lists its product as uncharacterized. The record is from RefSeq and is a predicted model, not a curated record. The transcript has a single exon. Bases 192 to 773 code for a protein of 193 amino acids. Lineage: Eukaryota; Fungi; Ascomycota; Leotiomycetes; Thelebolales; Thelebolaceae.